AUGUCUGUCUUCACCUAUGAUCCAGAUCCUCCAAGGGUCUCAUCUCCUUGGAUGAAGCUCGGUGAUUCUGGCAAGGAUGAAACUGGGCAUCUAGGCUCAGACGUUUCUCAUUCACCUGGGCAGCCAGGAUCCAGAUUGUUAUCCGACUACGGAGUGACCAAACUUCAAGCCGAGCCACAAGACGGCCCCACGGAAUAUAAGCUUCAUCUACUUCUUCGACCGCGGAGAGUGUUCACGCGCAUGAGUACAACCAACAAGUCGCGUCAUGGACGACUCAAGUCGUCAGUCCCUUCACCCGCUGCGUCCAGCCAGCCUCGACAACAGAGACUCGAGCACUUGACGACUCAGCUCUUGUGGAGACUACAGCAAUCUUCCCCCUAUCACUUGUCCAGCUCCAAAGAACUGGCACUUCCCAAGCUUCCAGACGACAACGUUGAUCUUACUGCCCCCGUGAAGCUCAGGAAACUUGUCCCCGGUUUGGAAGAGUCCAGAGGGGCUUUGUACGAAAUAGGCGUCGCCGACGACGGCACUCUUGUUGGCCUUACCAAGGACGAAAUGGAUGAGAGUAUUACGACUUUGAGAGUCAUGGCCGCAAGUUUAGGCUGCACUGUCGAUGUUUGUCGGAGAGUCAUCGUCGGUGACUGUGAAUGGGCCGAGUCUACCGAACCAAUCGACAGUAAUGUAGUCUUGCCAGAUGAAGUCAUCAGAAGCGGCAAACUCUGGGUCGCCGAAGCACUCGUCAUGCCUUACCUCGGUUUGAUAGACGGAGGAAACAGAGAAAGCAGCACCGCCUGCAAUAAGCAUUCUGCGGCAGAAAAUGUUGCUGUGCCUAGCCGUGGUAGUUCGUCCACACCGCAAUUGAGAGUCACUUUCACUGGGCCUACAACCUCCGGUAAAUCGAGUCUACUGGGAACAUUAUCAACGGGGAUUCUGGACAAUGGCCGUGGCAACAGUCGCCUUAAUUUGCUCAAGCAUAGGCACGAAAUGGUUACAGGAGUAACGAGCUCGAUAGCUCAGGAACUCAUCGGAUACAAGGGCCAGUCAAUUCUCAACUGCAGCCAUGGAAACAUUGAGUCCUGGAUAGAUAUCCACGACUGUUCCGAAGGUGGCCGCUUGGUAUUUGUGUCAGACUCCGCGGGGCAUCCAAGAUAUCGACGCACAGUCCUUCGUGGUUUGAUGAACUGGGCUCCUCAUUGGAUCAUCUUAUGUUUGGCGGCCGAUGAUACGGAAGUAGCCACAAAGAGCCAAGGAGUGUCUAAUGACCUGGGUGUCUCAGCAGGCGGUGUUGAUCUCGUCAAAGCACAUCUGACUCUGUCCCUGAAACUGGGCAUUCCUUUGGCAGUUGUAGUUACCAAGAUGGAUCUCGCCUCCAAGAUGAGUGCGCAUAAAAUCACCAACAAGGUUUUAUCAGCCGUCAAAGAAGCUGGGCGUGUACCGAAAAUCCUUCGGCCUGAUCAGAAGAUAGGGGGAGACCUGACCAGAGUGCCCGAUGACGACUCUGCCAAAGUGAAGGACUUAUUGAAGGGAAUCACGGAGAGUGGAAAUCUGACUGAGAUUGUUCCAAUAGCUUUCUCGAGUGCAGUCAAGGGGAGUGGAAUUGGCCUUUUGCAUGCACUUUUGGAAAACCUACCACUGCCACCUACACCAACAGCGUGCGAUUAUAUUGGCAUGGCGUUGAAUCCGGAACAACCCAAGUGCCUCUUUCAUAUCGAUGAUACCUUUUCUUUAUCAGCAUCUUAUGGUAAUUUGACCAGUGGUUCUGGGGAAAUGGCUGGCCUCGAUAUUGUUGUAUCUGGCCACCUCAGGUUUGGACAAUUUUCCAUUGGGGACAAGAUCGUUGUUGGGCCUUUUCCGCCAGAGGAUGACGAACCUCGCGAGUUGACUCCAGAGGGUAGACAGUCUCCAAGCAGUUAUGGACUGUCGAUCUCGCAUCCAUCAUCAGCAGAGCUGGCCCGCAUUGCUAUGAAGAACGCUGUAUCUGCGUCGGCAAUUGCAGGGGAGUGGCAUGAUGCUCAGAUUGUUAGCAUACGUAACCUGAGACUUCCAGUCUCAACUCUUGAAGCCGGGCAAGCUGGGUCAAUUGGCCUCAACAUCCGACCACCAACGACUCGUUCCCAGAACGGCAAUAUAGACCACACCGCUGUCGCCGAGAUUCCUCGUAUUCGCCGGGGCAUGAUCUUAGCAAUACCGUCGAAACAUAUGGCAGAUACUGGAUUGAAGUUGCAAGCUGCAAGCGGAUUAACGGCGGUUUUUGAAGACCCAGACAUUCACACGCUAGCCGUUGGCUCUUUUGUCAACAUAUACAUUGCUAGCAUUCGAACGGUAGCGCGCAUCCGCCGAAUAUCUUACCGAGACAACGGAUGGCACGCCGGGACGGAGUACACGGAUGAGAUGGAGGAGGUUUUCAACCUCAACGAUGAACCUGACUUGAAUAAUGUUAGAAAUGAGAGCGAUAAGCGUGAAGGCGGAGUCGAGAUGGGCCUGGAGCUUCUACAUCACCGAGAAUGGAUAGAGAUGGGUUCACGAGUUAUACUUUUAGAAGGUGGGAGUCAGGAUAAAUCCGGGCUAGAGGGUUUCGUGGGUAAGGUCGUUGAGAUCGUAGACUAA
This is a messenger RNA of Fusarium venenatum, 2607 nucleotides long. RefSeq lists its product as uncharacterized. NCBI's taxonomy places the organism in Eukaryota, Fungi, Ascomycota, Sordariomycetes, Hypocreales, Nectriaceae. Gene Ontology annotation, molecular function: GTPase activity; GTP binding; translation elongation factor activity. The record is from RefSeq and is a predicted model, not a curated record. Gene Ontology annotation, biological process: translational elongation.